Fomitopsis serialis is the source of this 517-nucleotide messenger RNA. RefSeq lists its product as uncharacterized. NCBI's taxonomy places the organism in Eukaryota, Fungi, Basidiomycota, Agaricomycetes, Polyporales, Fomitopsidaceae. The coding region runs from base 74 to 280 and encodes 68 amino acids. The transcript is spliced from 2 exons. The record is from RefSeq and is a predicted model, not a curated record.
GACGUGAGGAACUUGCAAGGGCGUGUCGAACUGCUAGGCGAGAAAUGAUGUUUUCAUUCGGCGCAUCCAACUCAUGCUCUCCCGGAGUCCUCCCUCCUUGGUUAUUGAUGCCAUUCCACCAGUACCUCCCCAUGAUACGACACACAUCUGGAUCUUUGGCACCUUGCACGAUUCGUUUGUAGCUGUGCUACGCUGGCCCUCCAACUGCAUCAUCAACAUGAGGCUCGGACAUCGUUGUAUCGUGCGCUUGACGAACUCUCGUAACCCUGCAGCCCCAUGAAUGUUUGAUAUCGAUGCUUGGUGCAGAUACUCAGCAGUGGAGACAUCCCUCGCAAAGUGCGCACGCGACAUCGACGACGAAUCACGGCCCGUGAACCGGGACGCGUGCACCACCGUCGUUCCUGAGGAUGCAAGAGGCGCAGAAGGCGUAGACGUCUGCAGCGAGAUGCGCGAGGAUCAGGCAACAAGGACGGAAUGGGAUCGCUAAGCGCACCUAGUCGGGCGCGCGCUGACGAUG